AUGCCCAAGAAAAUCGUUAGCGACUUUGGAGAUAAGAAGUUUUACCUCAUCUGUCAAGACGGCAGAGCCGAAGAAUGGCGACAAAAUAAAGAGAGCACUGAUUUACUUGAUGUCGUACUUGACGGAAGAAUCUAUAAAGCAAGCAAAGAAGAUCCUGAAGGUUCACCAGUUGCUGCAGGUGACUCAGACCUUCAAGAAGCUUAUGGUGGUCAAGAUUACAAAAGGAUCAUGUUUGACAUCCUUGAGCAUGGAAAAGAGACAAACCAUCGUUUCCCACCCAUUUAA
Molecule: messenger RNA, 285 nt
Organism: Rhizopus microsporus ATCC 52813
Lineage: Eukaryota; Fungi; Mucoromycota; Mucoromycetes; Mucorales; Rhizopodaceae
Exons: 2
Coding region: 1-285 (94 amino acids)
Source: RefSeq, a predicted model, not a curated record